This is a messenger RNA of Chelmon rostratus (copperband butterflyfish), 1581 nucleotides long. RefSeq names its product keratin 94 (gene krt94). NCBI's taxonomy places the organism in Eukaryota, Metazoa, Chordata, Actinopteri, Chaetodontiformes, Chaetodontidae. Gene Ontology annotation, molecular function: structural molecule activity. The transcript has 8 exons. The coding region runs from base 86 to 1324 and encodes 412 amino acids. The record is from RefSeq and is a predicted model, not a curated record.
AACUCCACAGUCCUGCUAGAGUCUACAGCUGUGUAACGGUCCUCUCUCCGCGUGUCCUGUCUUGACCAGCAGACGAUCAGCCAUCAUGUUUUACAGCCAGAGCAUCACCAGUGGUCCCGCCAUGAUCACCAGGCAGAGCCGCAGCUACACAUCCAGUGCUGCCCCUCACAAGGCUCACAGCGUGUCAGGAUUGACCGUGAGAGGAGGCCCCCGGAUCUCCUCUUCCAGCAUGCGCACCGUCUCCUCCGGGUUUGGGGGUGGCAUGGGGCUCGGCAGCGGUGGGUUCGACCUGUCCAGCGCCCUGGACCAGAGCGCCGUGCACCUGAACGAGAAGGCCACCAUGCAGAACCUGAACGACCGUCUGGCAUCCUACCUGGAAAAGGUCCGCUCUCUGGAGGCUGCCAACGCCAAGCUGGAGACUCAGAUCAGAGAGUACUAUGAGCAGAAGGGCCCUGCAGCAGAGAGGGACUACAGCAACUACUGGGCCAUUAUCAAUGACCUGAAGGACAAGAUCGCUGCCGCCACCAUUGGCAAUGCCAACAUCCUGCUCCAGAUCGACAACUCCAAGCUGGCCGCUGAUGACUUCAAAACCAAAUUUGAUCAUGAGCUGAUGAUGCGCCAGUCAGUUGAGGCUGACAUCGCCAACCUGCGCCGCCUGCUGGACCAGACCACCCUGACCAAGGCUGACCUGGAGAUGCAGAUCGAGGGCCUGCAGGAUGAGCUGGCCUACCUCAAGAAGAAUCACGCAGAGGAGCUGGCAGCAAUGCGCGCUCAGCUUACCGGCACAGUCAACGUGGAGGUCGAUGCCGCACCCCAGCAAGACCUCAACAAAGUCCUGGAGGAGAUCCGCGCCCAGUAUGAAUCCAUCACCGACAAACACCGUCGCGACCAGGAGGUCUGGUUCAAUGAGAAGUCUGCAGUUCUGACCAAGGAGGUGGCCAGCAGCACAGAGUCGAUCCAGACAUCCAAGACAGAGAUCAGUGACCUGCGGCGCACACUGCAGGGCCUGGAGAUAGAGCUGCAGUCUCAGCUCAGCAUGAAAGGGGCUCUGGAGAACACACUGGCAGAAACAGAGGCUCGAUACAGCGCCAUGCUCGCCGGCUACCAGAACACAAUCAACAUGCUUGAGGCAGAGCUCGCCAACGUGCGCUUGAGCAUCGAGCAGCAGGGCCAGGACUACAAGAUGCUGCUGGACAUCAAGACCAGGCUGGAGCAGGAGAUCGCAACCUACAGGAGGCUGCUGGAAACAGAGGAGUCCAGAACCCUCAGUACAGGGGGCUCAAAGACCACAGUCACCACCACCACUGUGCGCACUUCCAGCUAGGAGAUCCAAACUGGCAGGACAGGCUGUUCUCAGACACACACACACACACACACACACGGUUUGACCAAUAAAAGCUGUUACAGGAGAGGAGUGAAACUGUACUGAAAAAAAAAAACCCUGAGAAUGAGUAAACUGAGACCGGUGAAAGUGAAGCCUGCGUUAAAAGUUUGUUUUAACAUUUGCAAUGUGGAACAAGUGCCUGACCUGUGUGUGUUUAUGUGUACGACCCGUCUGAAAAAUAAAACUGCUGGUGACUA